Molecule: messenger RNA, 8760 nt
Organism: Misgurnus anguillicaudatus (oriental weatherfish)
Lineage: Eukaryota; Metazoa; Chordata; Actinopteri; Cypriniformes; Cobitidae
Source: RefSeq, a predicted model, not a curated record
ACGGGGGCAUCACCGCAGCUGGAGAGAGAGAGAGAGAGAGAGAGAGAGAGAGAGAGAGAGAGAGAGAGAGAGAGAGAAGCAGCGCACCGCAGGCAAGAAUACACGGGAACGACGGGAAGAGAGGAGGCUGCCCCAUCCAUCCGUCCAUCCAUCCAUCCUAUGAAGUUUCCCGCAGGACUUUAUUCAGUUAUGGCUGCAUGAGAGGCUCUGUACCUCCACGUUCCCCUCUCUUGCUCUCUUUUGGGACUUUUGGCUUACCGGUUGUGUCCUGAUAUAAAGCAGUUGUCAUAAAUAUCAUCCGAGCUCUGUCGAUCCACGCGUGGUGUGGACGGGUGGUCAUGGAUACACCUAUAAGAUGGAAAGUAAAGAGGAGGUUUAAGGAGUUGCGACUGUCGGUACUCGUUGUGUUACUGACGUUUGUCACCUCCCGAGCGAGCGCAGCCCAGCCUGCCGAUCUCCUAAAGAUUUUAGAUUUUCACAGUUUGCCAGACGGCGUAACAAAAACGACAGGUUUCUGCACACACAGAAAGACGUCGAAAGGGCCCGAUGUCGCCUACAGAGUCACAAAAGAUGCACAGCUCAGCGCUCCGACUAAACAACUUUAUCCCUCAUCCGUGUUUCCCGAGGACUUCUCUAUCCUGGCAACGGUGAAGCCGAAGAAAGGCAGUCAGUCCUUCCUGCUGUCGGUCUAUAACGAACAGGGCAUCCAGCAGCUCGGAUUAGAGGUUGGCCGGUCUCCGGUCUUCCUGUACGAGGAUCACCUGGGUAAACCUGGCCCAGAGGACUACCCGCUCUUCAGAGGGGUCAACCUGGCAGACGGAAAGUGGCACCGUGUGGCGAUCAGCAUUCACAAACAGAGCAUCACUCUGAUUUUGGACUGUAAGAAAAAGAUCACACGGACGCUAUCCAGAAGCCCUCAUCCCAUCAUCGACACCAAAGGGAUUGUGGUCUUUGGAACGCGUAUCCUGGACGAGGAGGUGUUUGAGGGUGACAUCCAGCAGCUGAUGAUUGUAGCAGACCAUCGGGCAGCAUUUGACUACUGUGAGCACUACAGCCCUGACUGUGAGGUUCCCGCCCCAGAACAACACCAGAACCAAGACCCAAACACUGAUGAAUAUAACACAGGCGAUGAAAACUACUAUUAUGAAUAUCCAUACUAUGAGGACAUGGAGAAGACGGACGAAACGGCGACAACCGAUGAAGCGACUGGAACGACGACAGACGACCUGACGGUGUCUCUUCCGGAUAACAGUCGUGUGAUUACCUCAGUUAUCUCUGGAAGUUCAGGAAGAAUUGGAGGAUCCAGCAGUUCGUCCAGUAGCUCUUCGUCCUCCUCAUCCUCGUCAUCAUCUUCAUCUUCGUCUUCCUCAUCUUCUGACUCUUCCCCAAAAACCGGCGAGGACGCGUACGACUCCUACGAUGGAUACGAGACCGGUUACGAUGGGUACUACGACGAGUCGACCUCGCGGCCCGACGGCUCUCGGACCAUCACGAUCACCAGCACAGGUACAGCAGGAGAAGCGGACCUCGGACUGGGCGGAGAAGUGGAUCUCAGACUGGGCAGCGAGGUGGAUCUCGGACUGGACAGUGAGGUGGAUCUCGGACUGGGAGGAGGAGUGAACAGGCGCAUUAUCACGUCUGGAGGAGGAGGAAGUGGAAGAGUUCACACAACCUACACUAUCACACAUAACGGAACCUCUAGUUCUGGAUCCGGUGUGAGUACCGGCUCCGGCUCAAGUGUGAGUACAGGCUCUGGCUCCAGCGUGAGUACAGGUUCCAGGGUCGGUGGCGGCUCCAGCUCUAGUGUCAGUACUGGCUCCAGUUCUUCAUCUACCUCGGUUAGUGGUUAUGAUGACAACAAUUACGGAGACUAUGAAGAAGGUUACAAUGAAGGAUAUGAAGAUGGAGAUUACACAGCGGGCGGUGGCGGCAGCAGCAGCAGCACCUCUGUGUCCGUUGGAGGUGGGUCUGUUUCGGUUGGGGGCGGGUCUGUGUCCGUCGGGGGCGGAUCUGUGUCGAUCGGAGGCGGAUCUGUUUCCUCAAGUGGCUCAGUGGGAGGGGGCGGGUCCACAAGUGCCGGUGCUAGCGUGGGGACGGGAUCCAUUGCCACAGGAGCUGGACAGGGAGGAAUCAAAGGAGAGGCGGAUUCCAUUGAUAUUGACAAGUUCAAGGAGGAGUCCAUUCUAGAUUACACAGAUGAAGACCUAGAGAAGAUUUAUGACUAUGACACCGAAUACACUGAUCCCAAUAAAGAGCUUCCUGCGAAGACCGGCGAGUCCUACGGCCAGGUGGAUGGAAUCAGAGGAGAGAAAGGCCAGAAGGGAGAGCCUGCUAUCAUUGAACCAGGGAUGCUGGUUGAAGGACCUCCUGGUCCAGAGGGUCCCACGGGUCUCCCCGGUCCUCCAGGUACAUCAGGACCUCCGGGUAGCCCCGGAGACACUGGUGAGAGGGGUCUACCUGGUCGCUCUGGUCUGCCCGGUGCUGAUGGUCUUCCAGGACCUCCAGGGACAGUUCUGAUGUUGCCUUUCCGCAUGAGUACAGGAGGAGACAGUAAAGGUCCUGCUGCUUCUGCACAAGAGGCUCAGAUGCAAGCCAUCAUGCAACAGGCCAGGCUGGCAAUGAGAGGUCCAACCGGACCAAUGGGAUUGACCGGCCGUCCUGGUCCUCUGGGUCCUCCUGGUGUGCCUGGACUUAAAGGAGAGUCUGGAGAGGCAGGACCACAGGGUCCCCGUGGUCCAUUGGGAUCUAUGGGCCCUGCUGGAAAGCCAGGUAGAAGGGGUCGACCCGGAGCAGAUGGAGCAAGAGGAAUGCCUGGGCAGACCGGACCGAAGGGUGACAGAGGAUUUGACGGUCUUGCUGGUUUGCCUGGUGAAAAAGGCCACAGGGGUGAGACGGGACCUCAGGGCCCCCCAGGACCUCCAGGAGAGGACGGAGAAAGAGGUGACGAUGGUGAGGUUGGACCCAGGGGUCUGCCUGGUGAGCCUGGUCCUCGUGGUUUGCUGGGCCCCAAAGGUCCCCAGGGUCCCCCAGGAUCUCCUGGUGUGACUGGAAUGGAUGGUCAUCCAGGACCUAAAGGAAACAUUGGACCUCAAGGUGAGCCCGGCCCUCCUGGACAACAAGGCAACCCUGGAGCUCAGGGACUUCCAGGCCCUCAGGGAGCAAUCGGACCGCCAGGAGAGAAGGGUCCCACUGGAAAGCCGGGACUACCGGGAAUGCCAGGAGCAGAUGGACCUCCGGGUCACCCUGGUAAAGAAGGACCUUCUGGGGAGAAAGGACAUCUGGGACCACCUGGUGCUCAAGGGCCUAUUGGAUAUCCUGGGCCUAGAGGUGUAAAGGGUGCUGAUGGAGUCCGUGGGCUGAAAGGAAACAAGGGUGAAAAGGGAGAAGAUGGUUUUCCUGGAUUUAAAGGAGAUAUGGGCAUCAAAGGAGAUCGGGGAGAACUUGGAGCUGCUGGGCCCAGAGGUGAAGAUGGACCAGAAGGACCCAAAGGAAGAUCCGGUCUCCCCGGAGACCCUGGACCUCUCGGGUCGACCGGAGAUAAGGGUAAGCUCGGUGUGCCCGGUUUGCCAGGUUAUCCAGGAAGACAAGGCCCCAAGGGUUCUCAAGGAUUCCAGGGUUUCCAAGGAGCCAGUGGAGAAAAAGGCACAAGGGGGACACCAGGGAAGCCAGGUCCACGGGGACAGAGAGGACCAACGGGACCUCGAGGAGAAAGAGGACCCAGGGGACCCACAGGAAAAGCAGGACCAAAGGGCAACUCAGGAAGCGAUGGCCCACCAGGACCACCCGGUGAACGGGGCCUGAUGGGACCACAAGGGCCUACUGGAUUCCCCGGCCCCAAGGGCCCACCUGGACCAGCUGGAAAGGAUGGGCUGCCCGGACACCCCGGCCAGAGAGGAGAAACUGGUUUCCAAGGUAAAACUGGACCACCAGGACCCCCAGGUGUUGUCGGACCUCAGGGACCAACAGGUGAAACAGGACCAAUGGGAGAACGAGGUCACCCUGGACCCCCAGGACCACCCGGUGAACAGGGUCUACCCGGACCUGCAGGCAAAGAGGGAGCGAAGGGAGAUCCAGGUCCAGCAGGUCCCACAGGUAAAGAUGGACCUCCAGGGCUACGAGGAUUCCCAGGCGAGAGAGGUUUACCAGGCCCUGUGGGAUCAGCAGGUUUGAAAGGAAGUGAAGGCCCUCCUGGUCCACCUGGACCUUCUGGUUCUCCUGGUGAACGUGGUCCUGCUGGCCCAGCCGGUCCCACCGGCCUCCCGGGCCGACCUGGACCUCAAGGACCCCCGGGCCCUGCUGGAGAGAAAGGUGGACCUGGUGAGAAAGGACCUCAAGGCCCAGCCGGUAGAGAUGGCAUUCAGGGACCAGUGGGACUUCCAGGCCCUGCCGGACCAAUUGGACCUCCGGGAGAGGAUGGUGAUAAGGGAGAGAUUGGAGAACCAGGACAGAAGGGAAGCAAAGGUGACAAGGGCGAGCAGGGUCCUCCAGGGCCAACCGGUCCCCAGGGGCCCGUGGGUCAGCCUGGUCCUUCUGGUGCAGAUGGAGAGCCAGGUCCCAGAGGUCAACAGGGUCUGUUUGGACAAAAGGGAGAUGAGGGAUCUCGAGGUUUCCCGGGACCACCCGGACCCGUCGGCCUUCAGGGCCUACCUGGACCACCUGGUGAGAAAGGAGAGACCGGUGAUGUCGGUCAGAUGGGUCCUCCUGGACCACCCGGACCCCGAGGACCCUCUGGACCCCCAGGAGCCGACGGACCCCAGGGACCACCAGGUGGUAUUGGAAACCCAGGAGCAGUGGGAGAGAAGGGUGAUUCUGGAGAACCAGGAGAACCGGGUCAACAAGGAGAUGUUGGCCCUCUGGGUCCAAGAGGAGAAAGAGGAGAGAAGGGAGAAUCUGGACCUGCUGGUUCCGCUGGUCCUCCUGGUCCAAAAGGACCACCCGGAGAUGAUGGUCCUAAAGGAAGUCCUGGUCCGAGUGGAUUCCCUGGUGAUCCUGGUCCUCCUGGAGAGCCUGGGCCACCUGGUUUGGAUGGGGCUGCUGGAGAUAAGGGAGAUGAUGGAGAAGCUGGUCAGCCAGGUUCCCCUGGACCAACUGGUGAAACUGGGCCCACCGGUCCUCCAGGAAAGAGAGGACCUCCUGGACCUGCUGGACCUGAAGGAAGACAGGGAGAGAAGGGUGCCAAGGGUGAAUCUGGUCUGGAGGGUCCGGCUGGAAAGACGGGUCCGGUUGGACCUCAGGGAGCUCCUGGAAAGCCUGGUCCUGAGGGUCUGAGAGGAGUUCCCGGUCCAGUGGGAGAACAAGGACUACCUGGUUCCCCUGGACCCGAUGGACCUCCUGGGCCGAUGGGUCCUCCUGGUUUACCUGGUUUGAAGGGAGAUACUGGUGUUAAAGGUGAAAAGGGUCAUCCUGGUCUGAUUGGACUUAUUGGACCUCCAGGAGAGCAGGGCGAGAAGGGUGACCGGGGUCUGCCUGGUCCACAGGGUUCUUCGGGACCUAAAGGAGACAAUGGUAUUUCUGGACCCUCUGGACCCCUUGGACCAAUCGGACCUCCUGGACUUCCGGGUCCUCCUGGUCCUAAAGGUGCUAAAGGAUCAAGUGGUCAAACUGGUCCGAAGGGAGAAUCUGGACAUCCGGGACCUCCUGGACCUCCAGGUCCACCCGGUGAUGUCAUCCACCCUCUGCCUAUUCUUUCCAGCCCAAAACGGGCAAAGAGGAACAUCGAUGCAAGCCAGAUGAUGGACGACGCUGCAGAUGCCAACUACAAAGACUAUGAGGAUGGUAUGGAGGAGAUCUUUGGCUCUCUGAACUCUCUCAAACUGGAAAUUGAACAGAUGAAGCACCCGCUGGGCACGCAGACUAACCCCGCCCGUACCUGCAAAGACUUACAGCUGUGCCACCCAGAUUUCCCAGAUGGUGAAUACUGGGUCGAUCCAAACCAGGGCUGUUCCAGAGACUCGUUUAAAGUGUACUGUAAUUUCACAGCUGGUGGGGAGAGCUGCAUAUUUCCUGAUAAGAAGAGCGAAGGGAGCAAAAUGGCUCGCUGGCCCAAAGACAGUCCGGGCACAUGGUAUAGUCGCUACAAGAGAGGGUCAAUGCUCUCUUACGUGGAUGCAGAAGGAAACCCGAUCAGUGUUGUCCAGAUGACGUUCCUGCGUUUACUCAGUGCCACGGCACGGCAGAACAUCACCUACAACUGUUACCAGUCUGUGGCUUGGCACGACCAGGAUCAGGACUCUUACGACAAAGCCAUCCGCUUCCUGGGCUCCAACGAUGAGGAGAUGUCAUACGACAACAACCCGUACAUCAGAGCCGCUGUCGACGGAUGUGCGUUGAAAAAGGGCUACGAAAAGACUAUUCUUGAGAUCAACACGCCAAAGGUGGAGCAGGUACCGUUUGUUGACAUUAUGUUCAACGAUUUCGGCGGAGCGACGCAGAAGUUUGGCUUCGAGGUCGGACCGGCCUGUUUCAUCGGCUAAGACUGCUCACCGAGCACACGCGAAAACAUAUUCAUUUCCUCUGAAACAAAACACAAGAAAGAAAUAGGACAACAUAUUUGUAAAGUUUUGUGUUUCCAAAAAAAAAACAAAUUUGAAGAAAGAAUGGAUGUCUAAACAAUGGGUUAUUAAAACCUCUGUGUACCCUCUUCAUCACAUGCAAGUUUUGAAACUGGAUCAUCGCUCAUAAAUCUCCAAGCCCCGCCCACUUUACACCUGUCUGAGUCUUCGCCCUGCCCCGCCCCCUGUGAUGCCACUCCUACGGGCUAUAAUGGUUUAUUUCCGACGCGGGGAGACCCCUUCUCCGUGUUUCACGUACGAGAAAUAGUUUUGUCUGUUUGUUUACUGGGGUUAUGUUUAAUGUUGUCCUCCCUUACAUUCACAUCAAAGCUUUGGUUUUUUGUGCAUACUUGUCUUCCAUUCCCUGGAAUGGUGAUUAUAUAUAUAAAUAUAUAUAAAUAUUUUUUCUAUGUUUGUAAGUACUUUCUGUAUAUUUUUUUUCUGGUGAAGUGAUUUUUUUGGCUCUGGCUUCAAAACGUGCAUGUGAACCCAUUGAGCGAUAAGGACAGAGCUGCUUGGAAAGAGUAGAAAACAACUAACGUAUCAGAUAUCUGAAACACCCCCAAAUAAAGAUAAGCAUGAGAGGGUCUGAAGACGACAACAAAAUAAAGGAAAUUAAUAACAAAAUGUUUUAUUGCAGAUGUGAACGGCGUCUUUUGUGCUUUAAAUGACAAUAAACGUAAGAUAGAAAGUGCACGCGGCCACAAAGUCAGCAUUGAUUUGCUCGCACGGGAGUCUGAUCUCACACGUACAGGCCGUCACACUGAGGAAACACAAUAUCGGUAAACUAGGUGCUAUUUCCUUUUGUCUGUGGUGCUACAAAUAUAUACCUUUCCUGUUUUGUGUUUGUUUUGAUUGAACUUGGCUCUGCGGCGACUCCCAAGCAAUUUCACGUCUUAUGUCUCUGCCUAGGUUGUUUGUGGGGAGGUGGAGUAUUUUUAUGCAUGUCGUACAAUCAUAUUCAGUCAUAAAUGAAAACAUGUUUGCCUUUGAAUGUCAUUCCUCUGAUUCAAUUCCUAUUACUUGUGGAGAAAAGUGAUGUACUGAUCCUCUGAAGCACUUACACUUUACAUUACAAUGUUCAUAUUACUGAUAACCGACUCAAACAUCUUGCGUUGUGCUGGAUGUACAAUGGACUUAUAAUGCCUAGCUGCUCAUUUCAUUUAUAACAGCAUGUAUUGCGUGUAAAAUGGGCUCUGUAAUGUAAAGUGUUAUCGUUGUUUAGUUACAACACAUCUGAGAGCUUGAAUUUUUUGUAUCAUUUCCUAUAUGGAAAUCAGUGCAAUGGAACAGCUUUCACCUCAAACGUUUAACAUAUUAAAACUUUAAACAGUUCGGAUAGCUCUGGAAAAUUGGUUUGGGACUCUGUGAAUAUCUUAAUGGAGGAUAUCUCUUACUUAUAACGCUUAUGCAAAGCAAUGAAUAGUUUAAUGAUUUUUUCUGCCAAUUUCAGCUUUUCCUCCAAAGAUAGUUCUCAGUUUUUAAUAUCAAGAAUCAAAAUUAUGUUGUAAAUUACAAAUUUUUGCUAGGUACUAUUACGUUGCUUUGAUGCACACAUAAUACUUCACAAAAAUGUUGAAUUGAAUAGAGCCACCCUUUUAUUCAUGUAAAGUCCAAUGCUAUUCUGCAUCUUUUGCCACUAAAAGCUUCCUUCGUGCCUUUCGCUUUUGACCACUAGACCUGCAAAAUCUUGCUCUUUAAUUUUUAAACAUGACUUGAAAUAUUUCUUUAAAGACGAUUGGAAAUGCAGAUGAACAAUCCAGUUCGAUAAACAAUAAAAAUGAUCAAGUAAUUCUUCUGUACAUUUAAAAACAAGCAGUGAUGCUGCUGCCAAUAAAGUUUAUUCUUAUUUGUUUUUGUCUUUGUAAUGUUUGUUUGUUUGUUUUGAGUCAAACCUGUGUACGAGCAAAUAGAUGAGAUACUGGUGUCAAUAAAUUCAAGUUUUCUGUGUCCACCCAUCUUUGUAUGUCUUUUGAAGCAUUAAAACUUUUCUGUAUGCAUGAAAUUGUUAAGCUUUUUCUCUUAAUGUUUCUUUCUUUCCCCAGUUUGGCCGUAUUAUGAUCUAGACUUGAAGUGAUCGAUGAAAACGGGCCUGUCCUUCAUUGUGAAAUGGAGCGAGAGCGAUGAUUGUUGUAACGCUCUACUAAAGCCCAUGUUCCUUUGUAGUAUAUUUAUUGUAUUAUUUAAAAAUAAAUGUUAAUUGAUACCA